Molecule: messenger RNA, 4427 nt
Organism: Epinephelus lanceolatus (giant grouper)
Lineage: Eukaryota; Metazoa; Chordata; Actinopteri; Perciformes; Serranidae
Gene: ccdc177
Product: coiled-coil domain containing 177
Source: RefSeq, a predicted model, not a curated record
UAGUGCCAUGUUUUGUUACAUGUUAAAAGCAUGUAAUUCCAGUGUGGAGGCGCUUCGUAAAUUGCACUGUAUUUUUAGCCUAUUUGCCACAAGCAGGCGGAGCUAAGGAGGCUGAGAUGGAGGGAUGCUGCUGAAUAGCAGGUGGAGACCGCGGAUGUUUACGGGAUGCACUUUACUGAGGGAGGAUCAGAGGAGGCUGGAUAGAUUUUUCUCGACUUGAAAAGUCCGUUGCACUUUGUGGACGAUUUUAUAUGUAUUUUUAAUCUGUGAGGGCUGAGAUCGACUCCACGCUGCUCAGCAGACCGGCAGGGACUAGCUGUGAAAGGCUCCGUCUGUCUGUCGUGUCCUGGAGGUUGCGACGAUGUGAAGCUCCAUCGUCGGGUCGACGGCCGCAGCCUUUUCCCUGAAGCUUGAUAUUAUGCAGGGAACAAGGGGCACUGGAAGGAUUAAAGGGGAACAAAGCACCGGUUUAGAAAACGUUUUACAAACUGGCAGUAUUAGCCAACUAUGGUCGACCCCUCGGAGGCUGAGGAGCAGAGCAAGUGUAAAGGUCCACAACUCGACACGCCAGCUGUGGCCACUGAAGACCCUCGACUGCCAGAACAGGCCGAUGGCACGACAACAGAGGAGGACGGGGAUGCCGGUUUCGAGACGCCCCCCACUGGCAGUUCUGAGCCGAGUCCCUGCCACACUGCAACCCCGGGCCCAGACACCGCCUCUCAGGGGGUCCCACCUGAGCAACCACAGACUCAGACUGAUACGUCGCCAAAAUUGCACCUGGACCUGUACAACUUUGACUCACCAGCUGCAGAGGGCAGCCGCUACGUGUUAACAAGCCCUCACUCUCUGGAGGCGUGUGCUCGAUGUGGGGUCAAACCAGUGGAACUCCUGCCCCGCCCGCUGGCUGACUUUGCCCGGGAGGCUCCUGGUCGCUCCAUGCGUGUUGCGACAGGCCUGUUUGAAGUCUACGAGAGGGACAGACACGCGAAACUGAGACAGUGCAGGGAGGAGAGAGAGAGGAUAGUCAGAGAGGAGAAAAGGAGGAUUCUGCAGGCGACAGUCAAUACCAGCAGCAGUGCGUCAGCCUCCUCUGUGGAGCAGCAGCACAAAGCGUCCCCUGGCUCCGCUCAGCCUCCUAAAUCUGGGCCGGUGACCUCCAGCUCAGCCCCUGAUUUUGGAGCAUCUUCUAGAGCUGCAGCAUCAGGUCCGACCUCUAAAACAGGUACAUCUAUUUUAUCUAAAGCUCCGACCACGAGCACCUCCCCUAAAACUGCCCAUGCAGCAUCUACUCCGUCCUCAAGAACUGGUUCUACAACAUCUACACCGUCUCCCAGGGGUGGUUUCCAAGGAAAGCAUCUUCUGUCCUCUUCAUCUGAACAAGUGAAAACUACACGGCCGCUCUCCUCUGGCCCUCCACCAGUAAUCAGGAAGUCAUCAGGCGGUAAAUCCUCAAACACUUUCCCCAGAUCGACACCCAAACCCCCCGCCUUCCCCAGAGCCAACUCCACAUUAACAUCAUCAGUGACAAAGCCUGCAGUUCAGAGCCCCGGGACGCCUCUGAACGGCGUAACAGGAACACCAUUCUCUCAGCACAAUGGACAUCUUGGCUUUCACUCCAAGGUGCGAGGAAAAAGCCAUUCAUUGGAGUCCUUACAGCGGAGGAUGGAUCCGGUCUGCUCUUCCACCUCCACCACCACGACUACUACUACAUGCACCUCAUCAGAGUCAGGUGCUUCAUCUUCUUACAGCUGGGACGGUCCGCGAGAUCACUGGGCUAAAGUCUCCAGUCCUCGAGCUCGCACUAUGGCCACUUUCAACUCCCUGAUGGGCCGCAGCCUCAGCCUCGGCGACCUGAGCCACUCUAUUCAGACAACACAGAAGGUGGAGCGCAUAGUGAAGGAGGUGAAGCGUCGAGGCCUGAAGGCUGUGUCUGAGCGCGACCGCAAGAUUGCAGCUCUGAUGCUUGCCAGAUACCAGGAGGAAGACAUCAUGAGUCAGACCCGUUACGUGGCUCACCUUCAGUGGGAUAGUGAACGCAGAAUGGAGGAGCUACGCCGAGAGCAGGAGGAGAGAGAGAAGCAGCGUGCCGUGCUUCAGUGCCAGCGGGUGUGGCAGACCCAGGUAUCGAUUCGCCAGCGUAGACUCAGCCAGCAGGAGCGACAGUCAGCAGCUGCCAAAAUGAGACAGGCUGAGGAGAGUGAGGAGCGAUGGAGGGAGCUCGCAGAGCAGCAGGAACGCAACCGUCUGCUGAGGUUACAGCAGGCAGCACGAGAGGAGAAACAUAAGAAAGCUCUGCAGGAGCAGAACCUGAAGGCCCUGGAGGAGGAGAGGGCAGCCAUGCUGGAGCAGGAGAGGCUGCUGCUGAAAGAGAAGCUCACUAUGGCUGAGCUGAAGAGGCAAGAGAGGGAGCAUCAGGCCCAGGAAGAUAGACGAGGUCUGAACAAAGCAGAGAAGAGACGUCACGCCGCCCUCAUACAGGAGAUCGCCCGCAGAGAGCAGGAGGAGAGGGAGGAGGCCAGGAGGGCAGCAGAGGAGAAGCUCAGCCGUUCUCUGGAGAAUUAUGAACAGAUUGUUGAGCGUCGAGGGCAAGAGCUGAAAGAAAAGGCCAAGCGUGAGGAGCAGCAGAUCCUGAAAGCACGCAAGGCAGCAGAGAAGCGUGAGAGACAGCAGCAGCAACUUCUAGAAGCUCGUGUGAAGGAGGCGGAAAAACGAGCCCAGCAGGCAGCUGUAGUGGCCGAGGAGAGGGCCAAAGAAAAAGCUCAGCGGGCCGUCCAGAGCCGACUGGAGAAGGAGAAACUCCAAAAGCUCAACAGGCAGCGAGUUGAGGAGGAGGAGAGGCAGAGGCGUCUGGAGCUGCUGCAGUCCAUUGAAAGGAAGCUGGAGAAGAGCGAACAGAUCUUUAAAGAGAAGAGGGCAGUGCUGGAGAGCGCUCGCUCUGUGGCCCGAGCCUCCUUUCAUGUACGAGACAAAGUGCGAGAGGAGACCAACAUGCGUACGUUUGAUAAAAUGGCUCUUGAAGCUCAACUCAAAGCCAGUCUAGAUGAGAAAUAAACUCCUGGUUUUGUUGUGGACCCCUCACUUCUGGUCAUGUGCUCGGCUCUCGCCUUCAUUAUGGCCCUCAUCACUCAACAGCUUUUUCCUAUUAAAACCCAGCGUGUUAUUUUUCCUUACAUAUCAUAACCAUCAGCUGGUUUGAUUAGAUUUUUGACCAUCUGUUUUUUCAUUAUAGAUCCUAUCAAAGUAAACCAAAUCAUUUUUUAUCAUGGAUGCAACGAGACUAUGAACUUUAUCAGCUGUUAUAGUUUAACAGUAAAGCCUGUGUGGGACGUACAGUGGACUUCAUAUUAGAUGAGAGUUUGGAGCAACACAGCCCCUCCUCUUCUCCCGGCCUCUUUGCCCUCUGUUCCUUACAUCUCAGCUACUGGACUGAAAGCUGUGCGGGAAUGAAAAGAGUCAUUGUUUACCAGGAAGCACAACUCCAUGACAACUGCAGAGGCUUUUAAAGGAGCACUCCUGUGAGGGAAAAUUAAGCGCAAAUGGUUCUAGACCCCCAAAGCAACCGAGGGAUCCUUUUGUCCACGCACUGUGACACAGCUACAUAUAGCAUGGAAAUAAAGCCCUGGGCUGGGCACUUGUCUGUACCUAACCGCUGACAAUGCAGCACAGGAGGGCCGUGUGCACGAGCCUCGUGCUGAUGAAGCAUCGGAGGACGCAGAUUCCUGCAGCAAGGGCUGUUCUUUCCUCCCUCUUCCUCCCCUCAAGGACUCCCUCUGUCUCUCCUCUUCAUGUCAGAUCACAGUAAACAGUGAAGCACUCUGAGAGACAGCCACCUCUUGACUUCCCGUCAAGGUCAACAGGUCCUGUUGAUGAAUGAGAGCUGGUGAUAAUCUGCAAUCCUUUUCUUCCCACACUGAACUUUGUCAAAGUGCAAAACCCAACAAGUCCCUCCUCUGAUGGAAAUGCAUCCAUAUCAAGAGUUUUGUUUUUAUUUUUCCAUAUUUUAAACUAGUAACGGUGCCAUCUGUCGUGCUGCUGAGAACAGGAACCCAGAUAUGAACCUACAGCCUUUUACCUGCAUAAAUGAAGUGACUAGACAAGGUUCAAACACAGCUUUAUUAGCAUCAAGGCAUGUUGUUCAGUCCAUCAUAUGUUCCCUCUUACCUUAACCCGACAUGUGGGCUUCUUUUCUGUGUCAUUUCUGGUGUUAAGUUAUCAUUUGUAUAUUAUCAUAAAAUGCUUGCGUCAGUGAAUUGCAUUGAGUUGCUUCGUCGAGGACAGAUUUUUCAGAUGCAGCAAUAAUGAAAUGGUCAGUGGUCGACAACAGACGUCUGUGAGUUCAUUGUUUUCAUAAAACCUCUGUGAAAGUGAAGGACACAAUCUGUGCAUACAGUCAAAACCAGAACAAUAAAAACAAACAUUUUACAAGA